Molecule: messenger RNA, 1173 nt
Organism: Magnolia sinica
Lineage: Eukaryota; Viridiplantae; Streptophyta; Magnoliopsida; Magnoliales; Magnoliaceae
Product: NAC domain-containing protein 72-like
Exons: 3
Coding region: 1-1173 (390 amino acids)
Biological process (GO): regulation of DNA-templated transcription
Molecular function (GO): DNA binding
Source: RefSeq, a predicted model, not a curated record
AUGGAAGAAAGAGUAGGAAUAAAGAGAGAAAGAGAGGAGGAGCGAUUCGAUAGAUGUUAUCCCCCAGGCUUUAGAUUCUGUCCAACUGAUCUUGAGCUCAUCUUUCAUUACCUUCUGAAGAAAAACCUCGGCCAACCUCUCCCUUCUAAUAUCAUCGGUGAAGUAGACUUGUACAAUUACAGUCCAGAUGAACUUGUAUAUGCAUAUCACACCAUGCAUGGGACGGAGAGCCAUACAGAUUACCUGUCGAGUAGGAGAAUAAGAAAAGAAUGUUACUUCUUUACCUCUAGAGAUAGAAAAUACAAGAAUGGACGGCGUCCCAAUCGGAGUGCUGGAAAUGGCUACUGGAAAGCUACUGGUUCAGAUAAUCCCAUCACUGAUGAGAAUGGUUUGGAUACUGGUUGGGUAAAGAAAGCAUUGGUUUACUACAGAGGAGGUCACAAGGUUUCGACCAAAACUAAUUGGAGCAUGAAUGAAUACCGAUUGAAAGAAUUAUCAGAUACCAAGACUAGAAGUAGUGAUGGCAACAUGAGAUUGGACGGUUGGGUUCUAUGUAGGAUCUACGAAAGAAGUGAAAAGAAAAAUACCAAUGGCAAUCCCAACGAAGUAAAAGAUGAAGAAACAAAUGCAAUAAUUUCUAAUGAAGCACAAGAUGAAGAAACAAAUGCAAUAAUUUCUAAUGAAGUGCAAGAAGGAGCAAAUUCAACAAUUUCUUACAAUGACAAUUACGAUGAAUGGGAGGAAUGGAUAAACUCGGUAGACUUCGAAGGAGAAAGUGCAGAAAUUUGUACUGAAGGUAGCAGUGAAUAUCCCAAAAGUGAAGUGGGUUUGACAACAGCUGGUGUUAACCCUCUUGUGGCUAAAGAAAGUUAUAGUUACCCACCUGGGUUUCUUUUCCCAGAUUAUCUACCAUUUGAUAACUAUUCAGGUGAAGAUGAGAUGUUAGGUUGCACGGUCCACUCCUCCAUCCCGCCUUCUCAAGACUCAUCUGCUCUGGAUUACAAUCCUGAAUUCAUCAAUUAUGUAACUAACUUGCAAGCACUUGGAAUCCAUGACAGGAAUCAAGUUCCACGAGGAUUGAACGAGUGGACCAUAAAUGAUAAUUUUGGGACCCUCCAAGAUAGACAUUUAGGGCCCAUGGGACCAUAUAGGAAAAAGCAUAAAUACUUGUAA